Zonotrichia leucophrys gambelii is the source of this 411-nucleotide messenger RNA. RefSeq names its product cytochrome c1, heme protein, mitochondrial. Gene Ontology annotation, molecular function: heme binding; electron transfer activity. The transcript has 3 exons. Lineage: Eukaryota; Metazoa; Chordata; Aves; Passeriformes; Passerellidae. The record is from RefSeq and is a predicted model, not a curated record. The annotation marks the transcript as partial.
CUCCCUCUGACGUCAGUUCCGGGGGCGUCGCGGCGCGUCCCCUCGACCUCGGCGAUGGCGGCGCUGCGGGGCCUGCGGGGCCUCCCGGGGCUGCGGCUGCUCCCGGGCCCGGCGCGGCCCGGCCCGGCUCCCCCGCGCUCGCUGCUGCGCCCGCACCGCGGCCCCGGCCCCGCCACGGUGUCGCUGUCGUCGUUCCCGGGCCGUCCCCGCUCCCGGUGGUCCCUGGCCGUGCUGGGGGCGCUGGCAGGGGGGGGCUCCGUGGCCGUGGCCCUGUCCCUGUCACUCGGGGGGGGCCCCGUGAGCGCGGGGGAGCUGGAGCUGCACCCCCCGAACCUGCCCUGGAGCCACGGCGGCUUCCUGUCGGCGCUGGACCACGCCAGUGUCCGCAGGGGGUUCCAGGUGUACCACCAG